Messenger RNA from Tarenaya hassleriana, 1185 nucleotides. RefSeq lists its product as uncharacterized. The transcript has a single exon. Bases 82 to 1083 code for a protein of 333 amino acids. The record is from RefSeq and is a predicted model, not a curated record. Lineage: Eukaryota; Viridiplantae; Streptophyta; Magnoliopsida; Brassicales; Cleomaceae.
AAUUUCACCCUCCCCCUUUCCUCCGAAGCGAAAAACCCUAGAAAUUUUAAUCUUCUGAUUCAGGAAAAAGUCUCGCCAACAAUGGCGGAUUUUGGGUUUCUGUCCGAUACAGACGAUUCAGCUGUGGAGGAUCUGAUUUCGCAGGCUAAGGAGCUCUCUGUUCUUGAGCAGGUCGCCGCCAUAAACUGUUCUGGUCUCACCGACUCUGUUCUUCCCGAUGACCUCGAGACCCGAUUCCGUCGCCUCAAAUCCAUGCCGGGUCCUCCACCCGACCCGGAAUCUUCAUCGUCGAAGAGGAAGAAGAAGCAGUUCUAUCACUCGAAAAGCGCGGUGAAUUACCCGGUGAGGAAGCGGGGAGGUGGGUCGUUUUCUUCUCCCUCGUCUGGCGAUGAAGAGAGGGUUUUCUCGAGAAACGAACGGAAUCCAGGUGGUAAAUUUUGUGAUACGAAGAAUUCGCGUGCUGCCAGUGGUUCACUGAGCUCUUCUGACGAGAAAUCUCGGAUUUUGUCGGGAAACAAACGCAAUCCGGGUUUGAAGAAGGAUUCUCGACCUGGGCUUACUUCGGAUGGUAGUGGGGAUUUUUCAGAUUCCGGGAAAAUCGGUUCGAGUUCGUCGGAUUCCUCGAAAGAGAGCAAAAUUUUCUCGGCAGCCAAACAAACAGGGAAACUUCUCAAGGGAAAAUCCAGAAUCGAGUCAGCUUCAUCCUCCAUUGAAACAGCUUCAUCAUCAUCAAUCGAUCCAGAUCGAGAACAAAGACCGAAGCCGAAAUCAUCAUCAAAAUCGUGGCUGAAUUUGUUGUUAUCGCCGUCUAAAGCCAUCGGGUGCAUGUUACGUUCUCCAAACAAAACAUCCAACAGCAAGACCAUGUUGAAGAAGAACAGCAGAUCAUUCAGUGCUUACUCGAAUCGUGAUAAAGCUGUGGACUUUGAUGAAUUCUUGUCUGAUAUAGGCACAUUAUCGGUGGAAGAUCAGAGGAAAACGCUGAAGAAAGCAAUCAAAGAGCAGCAGAGGAUGCGAAGAGAAGCUGCAGAAAUCAUCAAAAUGGCCAAGCAGACUUCCGCAAGAUUUGAUUUUGAUGAUUAGGGUUCGUAAAUCAAUGUACUUUCCUAAUGCAAGUAUAUGUUUUUUUAUAUGAUAGAUAACAAAAAAUAUUAUGAUCUUAUAUAUAAUAUUCAAACUUUGAUU